AUGAAGUCAUGGUGGCAAGGGGCAUUCACAUUCUUCAAUGUUGCCCUAAGUGAGGAGGAGCAGGUGCUACCUCUAGGAGCCAAAGUGGUGACAACAUUAUGCAAAACCAUAACACAGCCACUUCUUUCUGUUGUCUUCUUUGACAACUAUUUCACCAGUUUCAACUUGAUCCAGAAGCUGCAUGCAAACUUGGGUGUCAAGUGCAUUGGCACCGUCCGACCAAACCGCCUCGGUGGAGCUACCUUGAUGGCAGACAAAAACCUGAUGAAGAAAGGACAUGGAGCUUUUGAUUACAGUUCUGCUGAAGGGGUGAUCGCAGUGAAAUGGUAUGACAACAAAUGCGUCCACCUUCUGAGCAAUGCCUGUGGGAUCAUGCCUCUUUCAACUGUCAAAAGGUCAUCACUCAUUCCUGCCUACAAUCAUCAUAUGGGAGGCAUUGAUCUUUCUGACAUGCUGGUACACCUGUACAAGACCCCAGCUAAGUCAAGGCGAUGGUACGUUCCCCUGUUUGGAUACAUCCUUGACCUGUGCAUCUCAAAUUCCUGGCUGGUCUACAAGAGGGAUUGCAGCCUACUGAAUAAGAAACCAAUGCCACUCAAAAGAUUCCGCCUGGCAGUCGCCCACAGUUUGAUGCAAGUCAACAGGUCAGCACCCAAAGUUGGCCGACCAUCAUCCUGCUCUCCACCACCUCAGAAGAAACGCCACACUGCAAGACCCUCACAACCACAACCAGAUGUGCGUUAUGACAACUGUGGACAUUGGCCACUUCACUGUGACAAGCGCGGGCGGUGCAACCUGUGUCCAAAGGGCGUGUCAAGAUGGAAGUGUCAGAAAUGCAAUAAGAACCACCUAUCUUCAGCCGUUCUGGUGAACUUCUACCGGUCUGUGAUUGAGAGCAUCCUGACCAGCUGUAUCACAGUCUGGUAUGGAAACUCUUCAGUUGCUGACCGAAAGGCACUGCAGCGGGUGGUGAAAACUGCCCAACGCAUAACUGGGACUCCACUUCCCUCCAUUGAGGAGGUCCAGAGGAAACGCUGCCUGCGACGAGCUCGCAACAUUCUCAAGGACUCCUCUCACCCUGCAAAUGGUCUGUUUAACCUCCUGCCCUCCAGGAGACGCUUCAGGAGCCUCCGAACAAGAACCAGUAGACUCAGGAACAGCUUUUUCCCCACAGCUGUCUCCUUAUUGAACUUAGCCCCCCUGUAA
This is a messenger RNA of Toxotes jaculatrix (banded archerfish), 1206 nucleotides long. RefSeq names its product piggyBac transposable element-derived protein 2. The transcript is spliced from 3 exons. The record is from RefSeq and is a predicted model, not a curated record. Lineage: Eukaryota; Metazoa; Chordata; Actinopteri; Toxotidae. Bases 1 to 1206 code for a protein of 401 amino acids.